Messenger RNA from Ostrinia furnacalis (Asian corn borer), 4159 nucleotides. RefSeq names its product enhanced level of genomic instability 1 (gene elg1). Gene Ontology annotation, molecular function: ATP binding; ATP hydrolysis activity; DNA clamp unloader activity. Gene Ontology annotation, cellular component: nucleus. The transcript has 3 exons. The coding region runs from base 176 to 4108 and encodes 1310 amino acids. The record is from RefSeq and is a predicted model, not a curated record. NCBI's taxonomy places the organism in Eukaryota, Metazoa, Arthropoda, Insecta, Lepidoptera, Crambidae.
UGUGAUUUUGACACAACCUGAAAUACCGCCAAUUUGUUUGUUGCCGAAUUAAUUUUAUUUCGUUUGUGGUAUUAUUUACGUAAUUUGUAACUGUUUUCUCAAUUAGUUAUCAACAGACACUUUGUUUACUCCAAUGGUGCUGGUGUACUAUUAUUUGGAUCUUUCAUGAUUGGGAAUGUCCACUUCGUUUAAAACAGUGAUUGAUCCUGAAUCAAGUCUAGGGCAAAUUCUUAGUAAAACUAGUGGUAAAAAAACAGUAAAAACAAAGAAAAGAAAGUGUGUUCUUAAGUCAAAAGAAAACAUACUCAACCCACAGUGUCGUAGAGAACUCAAAAAAAGACUCAAAAAGUAUAAGUUGAGACGGGAUGGACAAGAGGACCAGGAAGUUCUUGAUGUCUCUCAAAUUCUAGUUACAGCACUAAAAAUAAAAUCACCAACCAGUAAUAUUAACAGUAAUGGUAAUGAUAAACUUGAUGAGAUAAUACCCAAAAAUUACUUAUUCAAAAUGGGAAGACGUAAGCAAAUUAUCAAAAAGAAAGACCUUGAUGAUUGUAGUAAAGCUGCUAUCACCAAUCACAUAGAUGACAAGAUUGAUGUGUUUAAUUUAAAAGAUUCAGAAAACAGUAAAAUAACAGAAGAACAUAAACAUGUGCAAAAUGAAGUUAAAGAGACAGGUGAUGAUGGUAACAUCAAAAGUAAAGACAAAAAACAAAAUGCAUUUCAAUUAAUGAUGGAGUCAAGGAACAAAAGCAUUGGUAGUAAUUCACCUGGCAAAGAUAAAGUUGUUGAUGAAUCUGAGCUUUUAGAAACAGUUGAAAGGAAAAGUAUCAAAGCCAAAAGAACAUUGUUAUUGCAAAAGAUGGCAGAAGCUAAAGGCUCACUUAAAAAAAAAGAGAUGGAAGAGUACCAAGAAAAAUGCAUCAAGAAAAAGAUGGAAAAAAGAGCAGAGAGAUUAAAGAAAAUGAUUACUACUAAAAAACCAGAACAGGAUGACAGUGAUGUUGAAAUUGUUACUGUUGAAAACGAAAUUCCUUCAAACAACAAUGUUAAAAAAGAAACUCCUACAAACAACAAAGUUAAAAAAGAAAUUCCUACAAACAACAAUGAUGUUUCAGCAUCUGGUAAAAAGACUUUAAAAUUAGUCAAUAUUUUUCAGGAUUCCAUACAGAAUGUAAAUGAUUCUAAAAGCAGGGUUAAGAAAAUCAAAGAAGAUAAUGAAUUCCUAAAAAAGUUAUCCCCUUCUCUUAAAAAGAAGGAAAAUAUGCUAUGCUAUUUCAAAAAAGUUGAAAAGGAACAAGAAUCAGAUGAUGUAUUUAGUUCUCAAAAUGUGGAUGAUGAAGAUGAUGAUGAUCCAGUUAUUAUCAAAGUUAAAAUGACACCUAGAUCAAAGAAAUCAAAAAAGAAAAAAUUAAGUCUGAAUAAAGAUGGGGUAAAACAGAAUGUGGUAAACGAAAAUGAUGAAAGUGCCUCAAAUAAAAUUUUAGUUAUUGAUGUAGCAUCUGAAGACAACUUGGCACUAGAAAAUAGUAAAGAUGUAGAUGAUUUAAAUGUAGCGCGGCCAAGACGUAAUGUUAAGAGACCUGCUAAGUAUAUUGAUGAUGUUAAAGCAUCCAGUUCUGAUGAAGAGAUACAUAUAUUUACUCCAAAAAAGAAGAAACAUGUUAAAAACAGCAAUAAUGUUGCUGAAACUAAAAUAGAAGUUAAGGUUCCAGAACCAUCCAGAGCAAGCUCAAGUAAAGAAGAAAAGAAAACGGCUAGUGAAAAAAAGAAUGUCAAAUUAAUCAAAGAGGACAAACAGAAGAAGCCUACUAAGUUAGCACCUAUUUUUGCUUCCAAACCACAGUUAGACGCAGCAGCCAUAGAGGCUAAACAAAGAUUUUUGAGUAGUGGGGUUCCUGAAAGACUUAAAAAAACAAUUGAAAAACAAAAAGAGCAAAAUAUAGGGCAUAAUAAUUUUCACACUGUUUUUCAUGUUCGGCAAAAAGAAUCUGCUUCUCCCGAAAAGAAACUUGAUUUUCGAUUUCAGCUUAGUGAUGUGGGAGAAGAUCAUGUAAAUAUAGUACCUAAAACUAAUUUCUUUAAAAAUAUUAUAUGUUCAAUCCAACCUGUAAUGAGAAAUGAAAGUCUACUAUUUGAGAAAAAUAAAAUCCAUGAUACAUUGCAAAAAAUUAAACUAAUGUAUCCAAGAUUUCCUGUUUAUCGUACAUAUCGUAUUUUAAGAGAUAAAAAUAGGGAAGAAUGCAGAGACUACAGCUAUCUUGAUUUGGACAACAGUAUAGAAGUAAUGAAUGGAUUGAUUGACUUUAACAAUGAAAGCCCAGAUAAACUUAAUUGGACUGAUAAAUAUAAAGCCUUUUCAAGUAAACAGCUCAUUGGAAAUUUUGAAUGUAUCAAGGAACUAAAAAAAUGGCUGGUGUCUUGGACUGAAAAUGAUGUAAAAUUUAAAAAGGCCAAUGGUGCAAAUUCUGACUCUUCAGAUUUUUACAAAUCAGAUACAGACAGUAAAGAUAGUAUACAAAGCACCAAUAACUUAUUAGUGCUGAAUGGACCUGUGGGAAGUGGAAAAACUUCAAUUGUGUAUGCUGUUGCUGCUGAACUAGCAAUAAAAGUACUAGAGGUUAAUGCUAGUAGUAAAAGGACAGGAAAAAUUAUGUUACAAGACUUACAGGAAGCAACACAAUCGCACAAAGUUAAUAGAGGCAAGAGCAGUCAGGAGAGUUCUCAAAAAUCCCAAGAAAUAGUAGCAAGUAAUGUAAAAGAAAAUAAGGUGAAAAAGCGUGGCAGACCAAAGAAAACUGCAGUUGUCGAAGUUGAAGCUACUUCAAAAAAGGCUCAACCUUUGUCUAAUACUGAGGCGCUUAGCCAACCUAAUAGCCAGGAUAGUAAUCGAACUUGCAUGUCUCUUAUUCUUAUAGAUGAUGCUGAUAUAGUAUUUGAGCAAGAUGAUGGAUUUUGUUCAGCCAUUGUGCAAUUAGUCCAUUGCUCUAAACGCCCUGUAAUAUUAAUCACGUCAUCAAUGAGUUGUCCACACUUGCAAAGAUUUUUACAGAUAGCCAAAAUUUUACAUACCAAACCAUUUAUGCCAAGAAUGUUGGGAACAUGGCUGGACAUACUGUGUCUAGCUGAUACUGGCAUGUGUUGGCCAGGAUUAGGCGCGAAGAUUUUAGACUAUUUCGAUGGAGACAUAAGAAAAUCGAUAAACUUCUUACAGUUUAACACAGUUAGAGAUUCAUCAAUUGAAAAAGAAAAUGCUUCUCAAAAUAGCGAAACAUAUAAAACUGAGCAGGAAGACGAAAAUUCAAGCAUGUCCUGGGCAGACCGUGAAAGUAAUGAGGAAAGAAUUGAGAAGUGUCAAGUUUCUAAUAUUAUAGAUGACAAUAUUUGGCAUUAUUUUAUGAAAGAGCAAGUAAAUUUAAUUGGUUUGGAACCACCUGUACAGUUGUUUUAUAUAUGGUGGAAUGUGCCAAGGCUUUUGAAUGCUUCUUCAAAUUGUAAUGUUUAUGAUGGGGGUGAAACAAAUGAAAGUCCUAUUGUAAAAAGCAAAAUCAAAUUAGGACUGGACGCAAUGUCAAAUGUUGCUGAUAUGAUAUCUUUAGCAGACUGUUAUAAACAUAAAGAUAUGGUAUUUUCUCUUACUACAGUUCCAUGGGCAAAUUUCGAAAGUCAUAGUGUCUCUGAACAAGAAAAUUUAGAUAAGUACGACAGAAACCAAGAGAUAAUGAACCAGAUUUCUCUAAGUCUUGUUAAGGGCAGUAUAAAGACAGCGCAAAAUGCAUUGGAUUUGGAACAUAAAACAAACAUAGACUUUCCAGGACUGUUAAUGAAAAGAGAGCGGGAUAAGGUUGCUUCGCGCCACAAUAGUAUUACAAGUUACUUGAAUCCAUCAUCAGCUUUAGAUCGGCGUGCGCUCGCGCUAGAUUAUUGGUCGAGUUGUCGAGCGAUAUGUCGAGUCGAAAAGUCAAGAACAGAUAGUAACUCCAAAAGGAAUAACCGGUUUUGUCAUUAUCUCAAAUCGGUAAACAUUUUGUCUAAAAGUCAAUCUUUCGAUAACUUAGGUGAUAGUUUAUCUUUUAGAGACUUGCAUGAAAAUGGUGUCGAUGGAAGAUAAAAUAGGUAUAAUUCCUUAUUAUCAAUGUUAUAAAAGGUUUUGGUUAUUAAU